AUUCACAGUUGCGGCUUGCAAGCAUGAGCUCCCGGCCUUGUGGCUGGAAGCGGUAGCACCUCGUGGCACCUACGUCUGCGUCUGUCUACACAUGGUUUGGCAUCUCAGUGACCGGCACAUCCUAGGCCACCACCAUGGUGAAGCUAUUAGUAGCCAAAAUCCUUUGCAUGGUGGGUGUGUUUUUCUUCAUGCUGCUGGGCGCCCUGGUCCCCGUGAAAGUCAUCCAGAUGGACUUUGAGAAGGCCCAGCGCUCCAAAAAGGUUCUGUCCCUCUGUAACACGUUCGGCGGUGGUGUCUUCCUGGCCACGUGCUUCAACGCCCUGCUGCCCGCCGUGCGGGAAAAGCUCCGGCAGGUGCUGAGUCUGGGCCACAUCAGCACCGAUUACCCGCUGGCCGAGACGCUCAUGCUUCUGGGCUUCUUCCUGACGGUCUUCGUGGAGCAGCUGGUGCUGACCUUCCGCCGGGAGCGGCCGUCCUUCAUCGACCUGGAGACCUUCAACGCGGGCUCGGACGCGGGCAGCGGCGUGCCGGGCAGCGUGGCGUCCGCGCUGCUGCAGGGCCUGGCGGGCGGCACCUUCCUCUUCGUCACCUUCCUGGAGAUCCUGGCCAAGGAGCUGGAGGACAAGAGCGACAGGCUGCUCAAGGUGCUCUUCCUGGUGCUGGGCUACGCCGUGCUGGCGGGCAUGGUCUUCCUCAAGUGGUGACGCCGUUGCGCGGCGGCGCCUGCGGCCACGU
Messenger RNA from Dipodomys ordii (Ord's kangaroo rat), 735 nucleotides. It is a transcript of the gene Slc39a3, whose product is annotated as solute carrier family 39 (zinc transporter), member 3. The coding region runs from base 135 to 704 and encodes 189 amino acids. The transcript has 3 exons. Lineage: Eukaryota; Metazoa; Chordata; Mammalia; Rodentia; Heteromyidae. Gene Ontology annotation, cellular component: plasma membrane. Gene Ontology annotation, molecular function: zinc ion transmembrane transporter activity. Gene Ontology annotation, biological process: zinc ion transmembrane transport. The record is from RefSeq and is a predicted model, not a curated record.